Molecule: messenger RNA, 1251 nt
Organism: Sorex fumeus (smoky shrew)
Lineage: Eukaryota; Metazoa; Chordata; Mammalia; Eulipotyphla; Soricidae
Gene: ZNF385A
Product: zinc finger protein 385A
Exons: 8
Coding region: 151-1251 (366 amino acids)
Cellular component (GO): nucleus
Molecular function (GO): zinc ion binding; nucleic acid binding
Source: RefSeq, a predicted model, not a curated record
GGCAGGGGGCAGAACCCAGGGAAGGGGAGCUGCGGGGCCCAGGCCCCUGGGGGGCCGGGGCCAGGCCACUGGCGGGGGGCAGCGGGCACCAGGACUGAAGGCAGCCUGAGCCGGGCAGGGCCCCUCCCUCUGCUGCGGCAGCCCCCCAUCAUGCAGCCGCCCCUGGACCUCAAGCAGAUCAUGCCCUUCCCCCUGGAGCCAGCCCCCGCCCUGGGCCUCUUCAGCAACUACAGCACCAUGGACCCUGUGCAGAAGGCUGUGCUCUCGCACACGUUCGGGGGACCCUUGCUCAAGACCAAGCGGCCCAUCAUCUCCUGCAACGUCUGUCAGAUCCGCUUCAACUCUCAGAGCCAGGCCGAGGCGCACUACAAGGGCAACCGCCACGCCCGGAGGGUCAAGGGCAUCGAGGCCGCCAAGACCCGAGGCCGGGAGCCUGGCGCCCGGGAACCUGGAGACACCACCCCUGCCGGCAACGUGCCCCCCAACGCGGAGGGCGCCACCCCCCGUCCAGUUCCCGCGGAGAAUGGACUGGCUCCAGCCCCAGGGUCCCCCGAGAAACAGCCCGGCUCCCCGCCCCCGCCCAGCAUUCCAGAGACUGGCCAGGGGACCGCCAAGGGCGAAGGGGCGACCCCCGCCCUGGCCCCCCUGCCCGGAGGGAGCAAGGAAGAGGAGGAGAAGGCCAAGCGGCUGCUCUACUGCGCCCUGUGCAAGGUGGCCGUCAACUCCCUGUCCCAGCUGGAGGCCCACAACAAAGGUACUAAGCACAAGACCAUUCUGGAGGCCCGGAGCGGACUGGGCCCCAUCAAGGCCUACCCUCGGCUGGGGCCCCCCACUCCCGGGGAGCCAGAGGCCCCCGCCCAGGACCGAACCUUCCACUGUGAGAUCUGCAACGUCAAGGUCAACUCGGAGGUCCAGCUGAAACAGCACAUUUCCAGCCGGCGGCACCGGGACGGAGUGGCCGGGAAGCCCAACCCGCUGCUCGGCCGGCACAAGAAGCCUCGGGGCGCCGGGGAGCUGGCGGCCGCGCUGACCCUCCCCAAGGAGCUGCCCAAGCCGCUGGCCGGGGGCCUGCUCCCGGGCCCGCUGGCGGUGGCGGCGGUGAUGGCCGCGGCCGCGGGGUCCCCGCUGUCCCUGCGCCCCGCGCCCGCCGCGCCCCUGCUGCAGGGGCCGCCCCUCGCCCACCCGCUGCUCCACCCGGCCCCCGGGCCCAUCCGGACCGCGCACGGACCCAUCCUCUUCUCGCCCUACUGA